GAAUGGAACAAGGUGAGAUCAGACCCGCCAGCUGGAUAGCGGAGAGACUUUGAAGGAGGAGGAUGUGGUCAACAAGUGGGUGAAAGGCUGCAGACCGGUGGACUCUCACUUUCUCUGUGUCCUCGGGAUAUAUUGGAGAUGCUGAUCGUGAUUCAACCGGUUCGCGUCAACGUCACAUGCUGUUUUAAGAUGGGAAACUGAAAAUAAGAAAGCAAAGAAGCCACCCAGCCUCCGCUUGCAUCGCUGGCGGAGCCUCGCCAAACCAAACCAAACAGAACCCAGUCCGCGCGGCGCUUUGAGAACGAAAAGAAUGGACCAUCCGAUUUACCACGGGAAAAUCAACCGGGCGCUCGGGGAGAAGCUGCUGUGCAAGAACGGCAAGGACGGGAGCUACCUGAUCAGAGACAGCGAGUCUCUGCCCGGGGUUUACUGCCUGUGUGUCCUGUGUUCUGGAUUAGUUUACACAUACCGUGUUUUCAAGACCCCUACUGAUUCAUGGACUGUUGAAACUGCACCUGGAGUCCAUAAGAGGUUGUUUCGUAAAGUGAAGAACUUAAUUGCUGCAUACCAGAAGGAGAAUCAAGGCCUAGCGAUACCUUUGCUACACCCUGUGUACAAGCCGAAAGGUGUUGAAACAGAAGAAGAUUAUCUCUUGAUGCAACCAGCUGAAUGAUUGCAUGCUAUUUUUUCUAACAUGAUGUUGGACUGAACUUACUAUAAAUGCUUUCUAUUGAAAUGGGCUGCAGCAGUGAACCUGAAUAUACCUUCAUUGAUCUUUUGAUGGCCUUGAACACUUUAACCUUCUAAAUAUUGCUUGCUUUCUUCUAGAGUACCAGAUGCUUAACCUGCAAUUACUGUUCUUGAAAUAUGUUUGAAUCAUAAGUUCUGGCAUACUUUAGUACUGAAGUUCUUGAUGAAGCAGAGGGCUCUUAAUAUUUCAUUUAUUUAUUUAUCGUGUUCCCAACCUUGUUAGAGAAGGGGAUCUCUGUACCUUUCAUGUAGUUCUGAAACAGCUAAAAGAAACAACCAAAAGAAGGAACCAAAAAAGUUUAUUUUUUUAACCACUUGACUGAUUUAAUUUUAAAAGAAUAUUUUUGCAGAGACCAAUGUACUGUUAUUUGUUAAUAAUACCAUGCCAAUAAUAUGAAAAUGGAAACAGAUUUCCAUUGCAAGUAUAGAGGUCCUUGGUUUCUGCAGGGGUUGUCCUGACCUCUCAUCAUGGAGAGAGUUUGGGCUGCAGGGUUUUGAUAAUCUCCCUUGAAGGUUAUGGCAUGGGAUGGAACAACUUCUGUAGCAACUCAGGGCCAGUGUUUUGCCUGCACUUAGCGAAGAAUCAGUUUCUCUCAACAACAGUGUAAAAUGUCUUGCUGAGCAAACCUUCCUCAGCGCAACAACAAUCACAUCACACUUACAUCAUACUUGAUGAGCUGGUUCUUCACUGGCAAUAGUGGCAUUAUUAAAGCCACAUAAUGAUUAAGUUUUCUACAUAGAUGAUACAGCAACACUUCAUUAUGAGCCAUAGCAGUGCACCAUUUUCAACCUCGCUGUUUUCCAAAAUGAUCUUCCCCAGAAUUCUCUUGAGUCAUGUUACUAACCAGAUGAAACUAUUAAAUGUAUCUUAGAGCCUUUUGGCAAAGGUAUAUAUUAAAUUAAAAGAAGAAAGUAUCUCAAGUGGAUUGAAUUGACAGGCAGACAUGAGAUAUGAGCAUGUCAAUAUGUGGUUAGGAGACAAAUGUUCUUGGUACCUGCUGUAAUGGACUGCUACUUAAUGCUUUAUAAAAACUGUUUCUGUGAAACAAACUUGAAUUAGAUCCUGAUUUUUUUUUAAUUGAUAGACAUUUUGAGUCAAUUUCUUUUCAAGAAAUGGAGUGAUCUCUUCAACUUUUUCUUUCUUAUUAAAAGUUCAUUUUGUUUUCCAUCCAAGCUGUGAAAGAUGACAAUAUGUAAAUCUUUUUCCAAUCAACGCAUUAUAUUAUUUCAUUAGAUGCUAAGAGAUUUACCAGCUUCUUUUUCUUUUGCUUUUGUACUUUUUAUCUUGGAGCUGGUCAGUUUUUACUUUAAGAGCUUCCAAAAUAGCGACUUUUAAAUAACAUGAAAAGUGGAAAAAUCAAAAGCUGAAGUUGCAAUAAGGCUUCGAAGUGGUAAUUAUUUUUAAAUUUCUGCUUUGAAUUUUUCCUAGUUAUCUCCUUCUGUGGGGUACAUCUAGUACUUUAAUCUUUCUUCAUGUACAACCUUGUCAUGUGUGUCUGCAGGCCAGUUAAUUAUUUAGAGCAGCACAACUCAGCGCAGAUCAAUUCUGUUCUUCCCUAAUGUCCAUAGAUCCACUUGCAACAGUUGUCUCUGGAUAAUGAUGAAGAGCAGGAAGCCUAGCUAGUUUUAUUCCUCUCACUCUCCAGUAUAUGAUGUUAAGGCCAAAUGUGAUGAGCCAACUUCUGCCAUAGUUGAAAGCCACUAACUUAAAAAUAACCAAUAAUCCAACCUGAGACCUUUUGGUCUCUAUGGCUCAUUGCUACACUGAGGCAUUGUCUUCAUCCACUGGACCAGCUUGUUUGCAUUGUAUUUUAAUAAUGGUUUGCUUGUGACUCUUUUGUGACUCUGUUUGCUCUUGUGACUUCUUUCAUUAAAGCCAAAUAAAUACAUACACUGCAAUGGACAGCCAAUCAUUUUUUUAUUUUUAUACCACAAAACUGAUGAAUUAAUAAAAGGAAUUUUGGAGAUCUUUGUAUGUAAAAUAUAAAUAAAUAUAUCUCCAGUA
Messenger RNA from Carcharodon carcharias (great white shark), 2755 nucleotides. RefSeq names its product SH2 domain-containing protein 1A-like. The record is from RefSeq and is a predicted model, not a curated record. The transcript is spliced from 4 exons. The coding region runs from base 311 to 673 and encodes 120 amino acids. Lineage: Eukaryota; Metazoa; Chordata; Chondrichthyes; Lamniformes; Lamnidae.